Messenger RNA from Lentinula edodes (shiitake mushroom), 2661 nucleotides. RefSeq lists its product as uncharacterized. Gene Ontology annotation, cellular component: SCF ubiquitin ligase complex. The transcript is spliced from 3 exons. Gene Ontology annotation, molecular function: protein binding. Gene Ontology annotation, biological process: SCF-dependent proteasomal ubiquitin-dependent protein catabolic process. The record is from RefSeq and is a predicted model, not a curated record. NCBI's taxonomy places the organism in Eukaryota, Fungi, Basidiomycota, Agaricomycetes, Agaricales, Omphalotaceae. Bases 1 to 2661 code for a protein of 886 amino acids.
AUGCCCAAUAGACCCCAUAAAUAUCAAUUCAUCAACUCGUCUGUACCCAAAAGCACCUCGUCUUCCCUCAAAUCCUCAACACAACAUGGACUGCUCUGCUCUAUUCCUGCUGAAACCCUCGCUCAUAUCACUGCUUACCUUGACCCACCUUCCUUGUUUGCCCUUUCGCAAGUCAACAGAGCCUUAUAUGGGCACAUAGGAGAAGAUCACACUUGGCACAGAGCUUUUCUCCUCAAUUUUUUAGGCAUGCUGCCCGAGAGUGAUAUCCACAGCAAAAAAGCUCUUGUCCUCCGAAGGAUCGAGUCUUCAUGGAGAAAAGAAUACGUCUCUCGCUUCAAUCUUAUUAGACGCUGGGAACGUUCUCGAAAUACGACCAUCGCCCACGUUCCAGUGUACUCUUCAAUAUCGAGGAUGCAUCUCAUGCCAUUAUACUCUCUUAUCAGCUCAUCUGUUCAGUAUGGGAUCGUUUCUCGUUCGAUUCCUUUGACCGGGAAAGUUAUCAAAGGAUUCCUCUCUCCGUCUCUUUCCGGAAACGGCCUCGGUAUUGGGAAUCCCAACACUGAAUUCGCCCCAAACGUCACAGCGUGUGCGCUAAGUUCGGACGGUGGUACCGCCAAAAUCGUUUGGGGAUUCAGGAAUGGCGCGAUUGCAGUGAUGACAGCUGCGAAGACGAUGGAAACGGGAACUAGAUCCGCUGGUCGUCUAACUCGAUGCAAAGUUGAGGAAGAGCAUGAGGCGGAAGUGAAUCAGGUUGAGUGGGAUGAAACUGGUUGCUACAUCGUGUCAGCAGCUAGAGAUGGACGAAUCAAGGUCUGGGACGCGAAGGAGAUCCGAUGCUUAUGGACAUCGCAAUACUUUUUACCGAAUAUCUGUGUCUCUGUUGUUCUUCUUGCUAACCCUGAAGGCUACAUGGUCGUUUCAACCAUGGACAGCGGCGAAAUAUGGGUUUGGUUACGAAUAACCCUGACAGCGGAGAAUGUUCUUCCUUCUCCCGUUACGUCCGGGUCACCCAACAUCAGAAUCCCUUACCCUAUCCAGGAUAAUGAUACAACUCGUGCUCCUUCGUCGCUUUACGUCGACAACAUUGGCUCUCCCUCUGGUGUCUAUGUAUUCGUGACGUAUCAGUCUAGGCAGGAUUUCUGGGGCAUAUACCUCGAAUACACGAGCUCUUCAUACAAAGUUUCAAAAUAUUUCUCUGACGAAGCUUCCGGCGCAGUCACUGCGCUUUUCCCUUGCUUUUGUGGUGAAAAUUCCCCGGACGAACGCGGUUUCGUCAUUGCAGGCCAUCAAAUGGGCUGGAUAACCGUCUACCCUCAAAUUGAAGUGUCCGUGUCACGCAACGUUAAUAUUGUUCCAUUGAUUACCCCCACACAGAAAUUUGAAGCACACCCCGACGGUUCUGCAGUAACUGCAUUAGCUUGGAACGGUCGUAUCCUUGUAACAGGUUCGGACUUUGGAGACACGUCCAUAUUCGACGCUUGCUCUUUUAGACGCCUCCGUGUGCUCAAUUCUCCUCUGUCUCCCACAAGAAUUCGAAAUAUUGGGCUUGGUUCUCAGGGUGAAGCUUUCUCCGGAGGUGUCAACCAGAUCCUACUUGGCGAAGAGAGUGAUUUUCUGGUCGCUAGCGUUGGUGACCACGCUUUGGCGUUCAAGGCCGAUGCCUUGCCCAAGUAUGGGAAGAGGCAAUCUGGUAAGGCUGCUGGCAAGAAGCCAAUUAGAACGGUCAAAGGAUACGAGAGGAUCCUCUUCGAUCAGUUAAUAACCGAAUCGUUACAAGAACACGGACAGAAGAGCCAACAUCUUCGCAAGGUCUAUGCGAGAGAACGCGAACAUCAAGCGAACCUCGAUCGUCUGGGGUUGGAUGAAGUUGAAGCCUUGGAGUAUGCGCUCAUGCUUAGUCGAGAUGAAGCUGUGGAACGAGCUCGAGUGGACAAGGGUCCUAGCCAGCAUCAUAUACGUGAUAGUCCUUAUCACGUCAUGAAUGAUGGUGUGUUCGAAGGGGAGUUUGACGACUUCACAACAGAAUUGCCCACCUCCAGUCAAAUCUCAACCUCGGCUACGCAAUCUGUGCCCGUACUCUCUGGAAAGUUAUUGUCGACCUCUGUGCGCUCGACUGGAACGAUGCAGACUCCUAAAUCAAAGUCAAUGCCCAUCGAGAAAUCUCCGCACCCGACAUCACCAUCGUCUUCCAAUCGAAAAAUUCAAGUUCACCCUCCUGCACGCAGAAAGCCUCGAAAAGCAGACUUUAGAGAUGAAACAAUUCCGUCUUCUGUUGCAUCAUCGAUUUCCAGUUCGGCUAACAGCACUGAUAGUGUCAGUGAAUCUGCCAUUGACGGGGGUGCGUUCCCAAGUAUCAGUCCCGCCCGCUCAACAAAUAGCGCUCUAUCACCACCCAGGAUGUCUCUUUUGUCCUCUACGUCGGCCGGGGGGUCAAUGGCACAUGGUGCAUGGGCGAAACCUCUUGUGUCUAAUAGCAGUGCAAGCCCUUGGAGCGGUAGUUUACCCGCCGCCUCUUCGCCCAUGGUUCAAACUGCAGCACCUUCCUCUGUUCCCUCUGUUCAUGGCCAAGGAGUAGAUGAAGACAUAGAUGAUGAUAUAAAGUUGGCAAUUCGGUUGAGUCUAGAGAGUGCAGAAGAUGAAGCACGGCGUCGAGGGGCGUAG